AAUAUAUGCCAGUAUGAAAGGAUCCCUCGUGGCCCGCAGGGUGUCGUGAAGUGUCCUCUUUGCGAUACAUGGAAUGUUGUGGCAGAAACCACGCAAAUUCGGAUACCGAGAGGAGCUGCUGAACGGAAUUUCCUUGUCGAGUACCUUAUCAGCGGUGAUAAGUCGAAUAGAAUGCGGUUACUGAAUCGCUUAUCGUUGGAAGGACGCCACUACAUCUGUCCGCAACAUUUCCAUGUUAAUGCUCUUCGAUAUAUACCUGGUCUUGGUAUUUUUAAGAAAGCUUUCUUCCUACCCAUUCAUGAUCCAAACGAGCAAAUAAUUACUCGAGUACCGGAACCGCAGGAGGAUGACUAUGUUCCACUCUUAAUCGAUGGAUUUGAUAACGACAAGGUUCAAUGGACUCUCGAUUAUGACAAAGUGACCAGCGUGGUGGGAGAAACAGAUGAUGAGAUCCAUCAAGAACUUGAUGAUGAGCUGCAGGCGACUACUUCGUUUUCUGGGUUGGCUCAUGCGCCGGCUCAAAAUCAGGAAGAGAGGUGUAACCCAGACGUGGUUGGUGGAGAAAACUACUGCUACGAGCAAGUCAGUGGCGAUGCCGAAGAGCUUGACGCUGAUGCUCAAAUAGUCUCCGUAGACGAUGAGCCUCAUGUGCUAGUGGAAGAGAUGCCUGUUCCGGAAAGGGAAGAAGUAGUCGUUACUGGAAACCCAGGUUGA
Molecule: messenger RNA, 714 nt
Organism: Ostertagia ostertagi
Lineage: Eukaryota; Metazoa; Nematoda; Chromadorea; Rhabditida; Trichostrongylidae
Source: the annotation of a GenBank genome assembly